GCCUGCGGCGGCAGCGCGGCCAUUUCAAGCUUUGAGUUUGGCAAUCUCAGCAUUGGCAAUUGCAUCAGCUUGUGUCUCCUGCAGGCAUAAUUCCAAGGGGCCGCUUUUCAUCAGUUAUUGCUCUGGGAAGCCGUCUAUUUACUCUCAGCGUUAUCCUUCUUUCGGUCCGAAGCUGCUUCCUCAGGUUUGAUAGGAGCGGAAUAGAUCCAUAAGAACGUAUCACGAGGCGGACUCACGAAGGCUUGUCCUGCUUCGUUCUUUGUGGCAUCAGUUCUUCCCUGAGCCAAAUUGUUUCCUCCCCGAUCAAUUGCCGCAUGUCAGGGCCUUUCUUGCUCUUUCCCGGCCUCCAAUUCUCCCUUGCGGGAGAUCAGUGCCUCUGGAGUGAAAGCUCCUUCUUGUCCUCAAAGCUCUGCAAGCGCCUUCAUCCAUGGCCGCCAGAUCACAGGCAGUCGUCUCGGGGGGGUCGUGCUGCCGCACCGCUCCAGCAGGGCAGCUCGAGGCAUUGCCUGCAUCCGCUGUUCCUGAGGAAACCCUAUACAGCAGUGUGAAACUCAGCAAGGGGGAGGAGUGUGUUGGAGGGGACUGCUCAAAGUGCACUUCGGUGGAUUGCCGCUGCCAGAAGUGUCUGACCAGGCGCGUAGUGGGGAUGACGCAGACUCAGGCAAUGGUCCCUGCUGCCCCUUCGCCAAAAGGCGUGCCAGUGGCUCGAGCCCCUGCGGUGCAUCCACUGGACCCCCUCAGCCCCGCGGAGAUUGCAGUGGCGAUCGCAACUGUUCGAUCAGCGGGGGCGACACCAGAGCUGCGCGACUCGAUGCGCUUCAUCGAGAUCUGCCUGAACGAGCCAGACAAAGACGUGGUUGCUUUAGCAGAUGCGCUGAUUCCCUUCCCGGGCCACCGCGUCACGCCCACCCCCCUCCCGCGAGUGGAGCUCGCAGGCAAAAGGAGCCCCCCCCGCCCAACGCAGCUGCCGGCCCGAGAGGCGAGGCUGACGGUCUAUAACAAGGCAAACAACGAGACCACAAUCUGGGUCGUCCAGUUGAAGGAAGUGCAUGCGCGGCAGAGAGGGGGGCAUCACCGGGGGACGGUCAAGAGCGUGGAAGUCAUUCCCGAUGUGCAGCCUGCUAUGGACGCGGCGGAGUACGCGCAGUGCGAGUCGCUGGUCAAGGCUUACGAGCCUUUCAUUGAGGCGAUGAAAAAGCGCGGGGUGGACGACAUGGAGCUGAUCAUGGUGGACCCGUGGUGCGUCGGGUGGUACUCGGAGCAGGAGGACCCUAGCCGCAGGCUUGCGGCGCCGUUGCUCUUCUGCAGGACCGAGAGCGACUGCCCCAUGGAGAACGGAUACGCUCGCCCGGUGGAGGGCAUCUUCAUCUUGGUCGACCUCCAGUUCAUGAAGGUUAUCAAGUUCGAGGACCGCGCCCUGGUGCCGCUACCCCCCUCAGACCCGCUGCGCAACUACACGGCCGGCGAGUCUCGCGGGUAUGGCGGGACCGACAGGACGGAUCUGAAGCCGCUUCUGGUGGUUCAGCCGGAGGGUCCCAGCUUCAAAGUGAACGGGUAUGCGGUGGAAUGGCAGAAGUGGAGCUUCCGCAUUGGUUUCACGCCCAAGGAGGGCCUCGUCAUUCACACGCUGGCAUACGAUGACGGCCCCCGCGGUCGGCGCGCCAUCGCACACCGCAUGAGCUUUGUCGAGAUGGUCGUGCCGUAUGGGGACCCUGCGGCCCCCCACUACCGCAAGAACGCGUUUGACGCGGGCGAGGACGGGCUGGGCAAGAACGCGCACAGCCUGAAGAAGGGCUGCGACUGCGUCGGCUUCAUCAAGUAUUUCGACGCGCACUUCACCAACUUCCUCGGCGGCGUGGAGACGAUCGAAAACGCGGUGUGCAUGCACGAGGAGGACCACGGCAUGUUGUGGAAGCACCAGGAUUGGCGCACCGCUGACACGGAGGUUCGCCGCAGCCGCCGCCUGGUGGUCUCGUUCGUGUGCACCAUCGCCAACUACGAGUACGGCUUUUUCUGGCACUUCUACCAGGACGGCCGCAUCGAGGGCGAGGUCAAGCUGACCGGCAUCCUCAGCCUGGGCUCUCUGCGCGACGGGGAGGUUCGCAAGCACGGCACCAUCAUUGCGCCCGGGCUGUACGCUCCCAUUCAUCAGCACUUUUUCGUGGCCCGUAUGGACAUGUCGGUGGACAGCCGCCCGGGGGAGGGCCACAACGAGGUGGUAGAACUGAACGUGCACACCGAAGACAAGGGGCCCAAGAACCCGCACGCCAACGCGUUUUACACGGAGGAGACGGUCCUGGGGUCUGAGCUGCAGGCCCAGAGAGACUGCAGCCCCUCCACCGCCCGCCACUGGAUCGUCCGCAACACGCGCACAGUGAACCGCACGGGUUAUCCGACCGGUUACAAGCUGGUGCCCGGGAGCAACUGCCUCCCAUUCUGCCACCCGGACGCCAAGUUCUUGCGGCGCGCCAAAUUCCUGGAGCAUAACCUAUGGGUCACGCAGUAUAAGCGGGGGGAGCUUUUCCCGGGGGGCGACUUCCCCAACCAGAACCCGCGCCUCGGGGAGGGCCUCCCGACCUGGACACAGCGUGACGCCAAGCUGUCGGAUGCUGACGUCGUACUCUGGUACGUGUUUGGCGUGACCCACGUGCCCCGCCCAGAGGACUGGCCCGUGAUGCCGUGCGAGACCAUUGGUUUCCAUCUCAUGCCGCAUGGGUUCUUUAAUUGCUCUCCGGCGAUCGACGUCCCCCCAGCUGCCGAGGAGAAGACGCAGAUGGAGACAGGCAACGGCGCGGCAAACACGGAACUCCCGAGGGCUCUCAUCUCCAAGCUGUAGAGUGUGUACCAUUCAUAUGGAGGGCGUGGUUCGUGUGCGUCAAAGGCCGUUUCAGGUCAUGCGGGUCUUUGAACGCAUAUGGCCGUCAAACUCUAAAUAGAAGCCGCUAUCCGGGGGGAUGCAUUACGCACGAAGGUCUUGAUUCUGCAAAGGUGAUUGCAUGCUUGAAUGUGGCGCCUUGAUCAAAAUAAGUGAAUACGACGUGUUGACAAUCUACAAUAGCUAUAGAGCGUCCUAAGAAAAACAUUACUGAUUGAUAUAGCCGUCAAAAAGUCGUAGCCAUUUGCAAUUGGAUUGAAUUGUUAUAUACAAACCUUUUUUCCAACUUUCGUGUGAGCUUCGUUCGAGAGGAGAUUGAAUACAGCGUUACUUGAACGUUAUACACAUGUGGGACUUACCAAACAAACAUUUACUGCUACCAGAUCAGUGAUUCUGAUUGUCAAGCAAUGCCAACCUUUUGAAGUCCG
This is a messenger RNA of Klebsormidium nitens, 3303 nucleotides long. Lineage: Eukaryota; Viridiplantae; Streptophyta; Klebsormidiophyceae; Klebsormidiales; Klebsormidiaceae. The record is from the annotation of a GenBank genome assembly.